Naegleria lovaniensis is the source of this 360-nucleotide messenger RNA. RefSeq lists its product as uncharacterized. The record is from RefSeq and is a predicted model, not a curated record. Gene Ontology annotation, molecular function: protein-macromolecule adaptor activity. NCBI's taxonomy places the organism in Eukaryota, Heterolobosea, Eutetramitea, Acrasida, Naegleriidae. Gene Ontology annotation, biological process: ubiquitin-dependent protein catabolic process. The transcript has 2 exons. Gene Ontology annotation, cellular component: elongin complex. The coding region runs from base 1 to 360 and encodes 119 amino acids.
AUGUCAGCAGCACGAAAAUCAUCAGCCAGUAAGGGAGGACGCAAUUCAAAACAAUUCCAUAGACCCGAGCAUUGUCUGAGUUUUAGUCCAUCGGAAGUGUUUAAAGUUAUUUCAAAUGAUGAUUUUGAUUUUUAUAUUGACAAGAGAUGUGCAUUGUAUUGCAAGAAAUUUAAAGAAGCAAUCGCAGAAGGACAAUCAGAAAUUCAGGUUGAGUUUGAGUCUAACGUGGUAGAACAAGUUAUUCAAUAUUUGUAUUAUAAACAACGAUACGAUCCCGAAUCGGAAAACAGACCAGAAUUUCAAGUGGACCUAUAUUCUGCUUUAGAUGUGAUGACAGCUAGUUAUCAAUUAGGUUGUUGA